GCCUAUAUUGAAAGAGAAAAUCCACUUUUGCUCUUAAUACGGGUAUAUAUAAUAUAUAUAUAUGAUCUCACUCUCUGUAAUUUCACUGUUAUACUCAGACUAUAUAUGAUAUAUAAUGAAUAUAUUUCUUUUGAAAUGAUUUUUUAAACUUUUAAUCUUUCCGUUAAAAAUCUGUAUUCGGUUAUUAAAUAUGUUGCUUUUAAUAAUAUGGCCAAGGGUGGUCUUUUCUUUGUCGUUGUACAUUCAUCAAAUAAUUUUUUGCAGCUGCUCAGUGUUUCGCUUUACAGACCAUCGAACCGUUCAUUCGUAAUUCAUAUAUCGAUAUCAGGAACUACUCGAAUAAUGCAAUCAAAUUUGGUGCUUAAGAUUAUCUUGAUCUCCUUAUGCUACGAAAAUGUUAAUCGGCGAAAUCGGAGUGCGAUCACUACCUACCAUACUUGUCAUUUAUGCUUUACCUAAUCAUCUCAUGACUUUAUACCGUAUACUCGUAUGUCGGUCAACAUGCAUUCCAAUCACUCUGGCAAUCUAUAAGGAACUGACUUGAAGCAUUUAGUUUAACCCUAUAUUUCUUAUAGUUCACUCAUAUGCGUGAAUCUACAUUUUUCUCUCUUUGUCCCCUAAUUUCAUCGCCACUAUGAUCAGACCUCACAUUGUCACCUUUGCAAUAUUUUUUUGCCCUGAACAGGGUAUAUUAAGUUUGCCACCAUGUUAGUAACACCCAGAAAGAAAUGUCGGAGACCCUAUAAAAUAAGUAUAUACAUAUCUAAAUGAUCAGCGUCUGUCUGUCCAUCCGUCUCUGCAGGGUAUUAUAGCUUCGUUGUAAUCGAAGUUUAACGUUUUUUCUUGUUUAAUAUUCAUUAUAAUAUUGUUUUAUAAACACCGGCAAAUAUUUCAGCACUUUUGAUAGUUACAAUUCGCUAGAGUAUGAAAUGUUCGGUUAAAUCCACACCUAGCCCAUAUUUACCUGUUUUAUUUGUUUAAAUUAAAUAUUAAGUACUUAAAUAGCCAAACGUGUAUGCAAUUAAAUGCUUAAGCAUUAAUCGUAAUAAUAUAAUAAAGUUAUUAAAAAAGUAAGGAAGGUCCAAAAGCAAUUUUCAAAAAUCAAAGCCCUAGAAAUACUUUCAGGUGUUGACAAAGCUUUAUAUUAAAAAUGUUGCAUUAAAAUUCAACAUUCAUUAUUCGAUGAAACCGCCUUUGACUCCUUUCCAUUCAUUACUAUAUUUUGAUAUAUACAUAUGUAGGAAUAACUCAACCAAAGUGGCAAAUUUAAUAUAUUGGAUUUGGGAUAGGAAGAAUAAGUCAAUCAGUUAAUUGGGUAUCAUUAUAUUAGGGAUAUGAGGUUUAGAGCAAGAUAUAGACCAACGCUAACGCAUCAUAUUUAGGAAACAAAUUGGAAAAAGGAAAGUCGAAAAUCACUACAUCUGCUAUAUGAGGGCUACGGGAAGCUCUGGGCUGAUUGCAUACACUUUUACUUUCCUCAAGUCACGGACACAUUAUCGACGAAUUUCAAUAAUAUACCUCACAUAUUGACCGAUUUUUUUGUUAAAAGUCAGCUAUAGGCACUUGGGCCCACAUAUUCGAUAACUGGGGAUUUAAAAUGUAUGGUCCGAUUUCGGCUAUUUUUGGGCAUGAAAAGGAAUAUCUUGUAGGCACUAUUUUUGUUCCUUCAUCUUCAUUGAAAUUGUAUAAUAUUAAAAGUGGGCGUAAUUGUAGUUUGAUUUUUGGGUUAUGAAAUUUCAACAAAAAAUUUUGCACUGAAUCCUAUGCACACUUUCCGCGCCAUUGCGAGUGUGAAAUUUAAUGCUUCUGACGAAUUUUAGCGAGUUAUGGCUCCUUUAAUAAUUAUCAAUAUAACCAUUAUGAGUUGAGUGGGCGUGGUUAUCACCCGAUUUCAUCACUUUUCACACCAUAUUAGGAGAGGCUGAAAGUACUUGUCCCCAACAAGCUUACGCAAUUUAGCAAAACAAUUCUACUCUGUUGCAACAUUUUGCGUGAGUAUAAAAUCUGUAGAUUUCGUUUAAAUAAAGUUUAUAGGGGAUUUUUAUCGCUAAAUAUGUGUACCCUUAAUAAUAAAAAUGCGAUUUAUUUAUAACCUGACCCGUGUAGCGAUUAUCUCAAUUUAGUUUUCGCUUUUGGCUUGAAUUUACCAUAAUGAGUUUUGCUGGCAAAGUUGUAAUUGUGACCGGUGCUAGUACAGGAAUUGGUGCGACAACAGCGGAGGCUUUCGCCAAACUGAGUGCCAAAGUCGUUCUCGUCGGACGCAAUGAAGCAAAGUUACGCUCUACUGCAGCAGCCUGUAAAUUAGCCAAUAAAGAGGCCGAAGAAUUGAUUAUCACUGCCGAUGUAACGACGAAUGCGGAAUUUAUUAUAAACUCAACAAUUCAGAAAUUCGGACAAUUGGAUGUAUUAGUCAAUAAUGCUGGGAUUUUUUAUGGAGGCAACAUAUUGAAUAUUGACGUGGAACAGUUUGAUAGAAUAUUAAAUACGAAUUUGCGUUCGGUCUUCCUGUUGACUAAAUAUGCCGCCCCACAUCUCGUGAAGGCCCAAGGAAAUAUUGUGAAUGUGUCCAGCGUCGCAGGUCUGCGUUCAUUCCCUGAUGUUUCGGUCUACUGCACCUCCAAAGCGGCACUUGAUCAAUUUACUCGAUGUGUCGCCUUGGAUUUAGCGCCGAAAAAUGUGCGUGUAAAUGCUGUCAAUCCUGGGGUCAUUGCAACAGACAUUCAAAUACGUAACGGUGUGACGGAAGAGGAAUAUGCAGAUUAUUUGGAAAAAUGCAAGGAGACUCAUCCGCUCGGUUGUGUAGGAACAACAAAGGAAGUGGCCGACGCUAUCAUUUUCUUAGCAAGUGAGAGUUCUAGCUUUAUAACGGGAGCAACUCUUUCCGUCGAUGGAGGCAAACAUGCGCUUUGUCCACAUUAAUGGUAUAUUUGAUAAAGAGGAACGCAAAUAAAGUUUAGGUGUGUUUCUUAUGUCAUAUAUGUGAUAAAGAUAAGGUUGAUAUAAAAAAUAAAUAAUGUACGUAUCUUCCAAA
Molecule: messenger RNA, 3031 nt
Organism: Bactrocera oleae (olive fruit fly)
Lineage: Eukaryota; Metazoa; Arthropoda; Insecta; Diptera; Tephritidae
Source: RefSeq, a predicted model, not a curated record